Molecule: messenger RNA, 357 nt
Organism: Striga hermonthica
Lineage: Eukaryota; Viridiplantae; Streptophyta; Magnoliopsida; Lamiales; Orobanchaceae
Source: the annotation of a GenBank genome assembly
AUGGAGGUUGAAUCACUGGGUGGAAGCAGAUAUUUUCUGACUUUCAUUGAUGAUGCUUCUCGAAAGGUGUGGGUAUAUUUCCUGAAUACGAAGGACCAGGUGUUUGAGUACUUCAAGGAAUUUCACGUCAUGGUGGAACGUGAAACAGGAAAGAAGCUGAAAUGUCUCCGAUCUGAUAAUGGAGGCAAGUAUACUUCCAAGGAGUUCGAUGCAUAUUGCAUAACAUAUGGCAUUCGACAUGAGAAGUCAGUACCACGUACCCCUCAGCACAACGGUGUUGCUGAAAGAAUGAAUCGGACUAUCACGGAGCGUGUCCGAAGCAUGAUGAACAUGGCUAAAUUACGAAAGCCAUUUUGA